UAGUAAUUAACAAGUUGUGCAUAAAAAGAAUAUAUAUAAACGAUGUUUACAUAAAAUUUUGCGACUAUAUAUAACUUUGUGAAACAUCUGCUAUAUUAUAUGGUUAAAGUUUUUCAUAUGUUCAUUUAGAUGAUAUUAGAAAGAUAUUUGAUUUAAUAUGAGAACUUAUAGAUUGGUAUGUAAUGCAUUAUAAAGACAAACACAAUUUAAAAGUGCACACUUACACACAUCUCCAAGGCUGUGGAGUUAUCAGCAUUCAACAAUUGCUUAGCUGGCUGCCUCACACACAUUUUAUAUACCUUGUCCACUUUAGUAUUCUCUAAACCAGCCACCUGUACUGUGUAUAUUAUCCUAAGUGCUCUUCAACUUGAAAUUUUUAAUUUUCAGAUUAAUAUCAUUUAUAAUUGAAAAUUAUGUGCGAAGAUUGGAAUUUCUGAAGAAAUUUAAGUUGUAAAACUUUUAUCGCAGCAAAAUAUUCUAAAUCACAGUUUUAUCAUGAUAAUUUCUGGAUUAAUCAUUUGAAAAAAUUUGAAAUCAACGGUAAUUGUGUUGAUAAAUAUUCUCUGAUAUGGAGACGCUUGAGGAUUUGUCUCUUUAUUUCUACAUUGCAUGUGGAAUUGCAGCCAUUGGAUUUUUAAUACUUUUCAUUUUAAUUACAAUUCUUUUUGUUAAAGUAAAACGACUCACUGUUGAUGAUUUAUUGGGGGAGGGGGAGAUUUUUUUUGUAAGAUCAAAUCAAUUGAACAGGCAAGUAAAUAUGAUGUCUGAUUUUUGUUACACAAAUCCGACAAUUGUCCCGGGUGAAGAAUUGUCGCGAAGGGGAUUUUCAAUGUACAGUGGCGCUGAUCAUUUUGGCGAAGAUUUUUCAUCGAAAAAUAAAUACACCAGCGGUAUGUAUAUGCAGGAAAAUAGAUCAAAAUUUUGAUAAUAUCAAAAAUUUAAAUUACAAUCAUUAGGAAUUAUUUUUUUUAUUAAGAAAUCAGAAAUAGAAGAAAAUACAAGAAAAAUAGGGAACGAUAAUUAUGAAUACAAAAUUAAUAAUUAUAAAAAGUAAAAAAAACAAUAAAAUGUUUUAUAUUUAAAAAAUAAUUACAAAUAAAAUUUCAAAAAUAAAUUAUAGUAAUUUAAAAAAAAAUUGCGCAAUUAUUUGUUUGUAUUCAUAAUAUGAGAUUAUCGAGCGAUGGUUUUACAGAGAAAAAUAGUUCUCCUAUCCAUUGAAAGAUGUCACUACUAUUUAGAAAUUCAGAAAAUUCAAAAGUACCUUGCCAAUUUAUUGUAAUAUUUUUAGAGGAAAUUUUCAAAUUUUCAAUAGUAUAUUAAGCAACAAGAGGAGAAAGGCAGCCAUUUCUUUACGGUGAUUUUUGU
Leptopilina heterotoma is the source of this 1365-nucleotide messenger RNA. RefSeq lists its product as uncharacterized. The transcript has 5 exons. Lineage: Eukaryota; Metazoa; Arthropoda; Insecta; Hymenoptera; Figitidae. Bases 569 to 925 code for a protein of 118 amino acids. The record is from RefSeq and is a predicted model, not a curated record.